UCCCACCCAACAAAUCUUCCCACAUCUACAAAAACCCCACUCUUGUAUCCCUCUCCUUGCAAGCCUUCUUUUCUCCACCAACCUCUUCUAUAUAUCCUCUAUUCCUCCUUCUAUCUUCUAUAUAUUCCAUUUCCUCCACUCCAUUGAUCACACUCAUAUAUCCUAAACGCCACUCGUCAGUACUCCUUUGUUCCAAUUCAUUUGCAUCACCUUAAAACAAGCAUAUAUAUAAGCCAUGAGAGAGAUCCUCCACAUCCAGGCAGGGCAGUGCGGCAACCAGAUCGGGAGCAAGUUCUGGGAGGUGGUCUGCGACGAGCACGGCAUCGACAAGAAGGGCAUCUACGUCGGCACCUCCCCCCUCCAGCUCGAGCGGGUCAACGUCUACUACAAUGAAGCCAGCGGCGGGCGGUACGUGCCGAGGGCCGUGCUCAUGGACCUCGAACCCGGGACGAUGGAUGCGCUCCGCACCGGCCCCUAUGGCAAGAUCUUCCGGCCUGACAACUUCGUCUUCGGCCAGUCUGGGGCGGGGAACAACUGGGCUAAAGGCCACUACACCGAGGGCGCCGAGCUCAUCGAUUCCGUUCUCGAUGUCGUCCGCAAGGAGGCCGAGAACUGUGAUUGCCUCCAAGGGUUUCAGGUGUGUCACUCACUGGGAGGGGGGACUGGGUCGGGGAUGGGGACGCUGCUGAUAUCCAAGAUAAGGGAGGAAUAUCCGGACAGGAUGAUGCUGACGUUCUCGGUGUUUCCAUCGCCGAAGGUGUCUGACACGGUGGUGGAGCCGUACAACGCGACGCUGUCGGUGCACCAGCUGGUGGAGAACGCCGACGAGUGCAUGGUGCUGGACAACGAAGCCUUGUAUGAUAUCUGCUUCAGGACCCUCAAGCUCACCAACCCCAGCUUCGGCGACCUGAACCACCUCAUAUCGACGACGAUGAGCGGCGUGACGUGCUGCCUCCGGUUCCCGGGUCAGCUGAACUCGGACCUCCGGAAGCUGGCGGUCAACCUGAUCCCCUUCCCCCGUCUCCACUUCUUCAUGGUGGGCUUCACCCCUCUCACCUCCCGGGGGUCCCAGCAGUACCGCGCCCUCACCAUCCCGGAGCUCACCCAGCAGAUGUGGGACGCCCGCAACAUGAUGUGCGCCGCCGACCCCCGCCACGGCCGCUACCUCACCGCCUCCGCCAUGUUCCGCGGCCGCAUGAGCACCAAGGAGGUCGACGAGCAGAUGAUCGCCGUCCAGAACAAGAACUCCUCCUACUUCGUCGAGUGGAUCCCCAACAACGUCAAGUCCAGCGUCUGCGACGUCCCCCCCUCCGGCAUGACCAUGUCCGCCACCUUCAUGGGCAAUUCCACCUCCAUCCAGGAGAUGUUCAGGCGCGUCUCCGAGCAGUUCACCGUCAUGUUCCGAAGGAAGGCCUUCCUCCAUUGGUACACGGGCGAAGGAAUGGAUGAGAUGGAGUUCACCGAGGCGGAGAGCAACAUGAACGACCUGGUCUCCGAGUACCAGCAGUACCAGGAUGCGGCGGCCGACGAGGAGGAGCACGAGACCGAGGAGGUGGAGGAGGAUUAACGAAUUGGAUUUCCGACGGGAUUUGGAAGGAGGCCUGCUGUUCAUUACUUCUUGUUUACAGUAUAUGAUUGCUGUCGAUUGGGAGAGCUACCUGGUUGAUCCCAUCUCUCUCUGUUUUAUAUAUUGCGUGAUUUGUUUUCUCCAAUUCUUGUGAUUUAUCUCUCUCUGUCAUGUUUGUGCACUCGAGAAUCUUAAUUUGUUCUUUAUGUAAGUAUACUAUGUGAAAUCGAAUAUCGAGUGUUUAAAUGUUUGGCAGUGCAUGCAAGAAAUGAAUCGAGUACGGUUUUUAUUUGUUGGAUCA
Elaeis guineensis (African oil palm) is the source of this 1868-nucleotide messenger RNA. RefSeq names its product tubulin beta-6 chain. Lineage: Eukaryota; Viridiplantae; Streptophyta; Magnoliopsida; Arecales; Arecaceae. Gene Ontology annotation, biological process: microtubule-based process. Gene Ontology annotation, cellular component: microtubule. The record is from RefSeq and is a predicted model, not a curated record. Gene Ontology annotation, molecular function: GTPase activity; GTP binding; structural constituent of cytoskeleton.